Messenger RNA from Andrographis paniculata, 2074 nucleotides. Its product is annotated as L-ascorbate oxidase homolog. The record is from RefSeq and is a predicted model, not a curated record. Bases 310 to 1854 code for a protein of 514 amino acids. The transcript is spliced from 6 exons. Lineage: Eukaryota; Viridiplantae; Streptophyta; Magnoliopsida; Lamiales; Acanthaceae. Gene Ontology annotation, molecular function: copper ion binding; oxidoreductase activity.
AUUAAUGACACCCCUAAUUACUUCACGUGUCAUGCACGUCUAUCGAUGCGUUUAAUUAUUAAUUAAUUAUUUACGUUUUCAUUCAAUCGUAUAUUAUUUUAAUAUCAAAUUUAGAAGAAAACAUACCCAUAAUUAUAUUUAUUUAUUUAUAUAUCUAGUGUAUAUAUAUAUAUACACGCGUGAAUUCUUACCUUGUUUCUUCUCCGUCCCUCCGAUUCCGACCAUGUGGCGGCGCUGCGCUUUGGCCGCCGUAGUUUGGGCGGCGAUUGUGGGAGCGGCGAGCGGCGAGGAUCCUUACAGAUUCUUCACAUGGAACGUGACUUACGGCGUGAUUCAGCCUCUGGGAGUUCCUCAGAAAGGAAUCCUGAUCAAUGGACAGUUUCCAGGCCCCGAUAUCCACUCCGUCACAAACAACAACCUCGUAAUCAACGUCUUCAACACCUUGUCCGAACCCUUUCUCAUCUCCUGGUCAGGCAGAACGGGAUACAGCACAGGAGGAAUUCUUACCAGGACGGCGUUUACGGGACGACAUGUCCGAUCCCUCCAGGCAAAAACUUCACCUACAAACUGCAAGUCAAGGAUCAAAUCGGGAGCUUCUUCUACUUCCCAUCCACCGCCUUCCACAAAGCCGCCGGCGGCUUCGGCGGAAUUCGGAUCCUCAGCCGCCCCCGGAUUCCGGUCCCAUUUCCGGCCGCCGCCGGCGAUCUCACCGUUCUUAUCGGCGAAUGGUACAACACCGACCAUACGGUUUUGAAGUCUAGAGUAGAUAACGGCGAGCUGCUCCCCUUCCCCGAUGGCAUCCUCAUCAAUGGCCAUGGAACCAAAACCAAUCCAUUCAAGAUCAAUGUGGAUCCAGGGAAAACCUACAGGCUGAGAAUAUCCAACGUUGGCCUUCACCAUUCCCUCAAUUUUCGAAUUCAGGGCCACACGAUGAAGCUGGUCGAGGUGGAGGGCACACACACCAUCCAGACUGUAAUGGACUCCCUCGACGUCCACGUCGGCCAGUCCUACUCCGUGCUCGUCGCCGCCGACCAGACUCCCCGGAGCUACCACAUUGCUGUAUCCACACGUUUCACCGAUAAGCCCCUAACCGCCACCGCCAUUCUUCAUUACAAUCAUUCCCGGGAGCCUGUUUCCGGCCCCACACCGCCUCCCCCCACCGCGGACAUCCGGUGGUCCAUGAACCAGGCCCUUUCCAUCAGGACUAAUCUGACAGCAAGCGGUCCGAGGCCGAAUCCGCAGGGCUCGUUCCGGUAUGGUCAGAUUAAUGUGACAAGAACCAUCAGGCUGGCGAGCUCGAGCGGAUUGGUGAAUGGGAGACCGCGCUUUGGGGUGAAUGGCGUGUCGUUUGUUCCAGCUGACACGCCGCUGAAGCUGGUAGACUACUUCAACAUUUCAGGGGUGUUCCGAGUUGGAAGCAUUGCCGACAGCCCUCCUGAAAGCAGAGGCGUUCGCCUUGGGACAUCGGUUAUGGGAGCAGAUUAUGAGAUCUUUGCAGAAAUAGUGUUGGAGAACAAUGAAAUGUACAUUCAAACCUGGCAUCUUGAUGGAUUUUCCUUCUAUGUAGUCGCGAUGGAUGACGGGCCAUGGUCACCUGAGCAGCGAAAAGAGUACAACCUCGUAGAUGCUGUUUCACGCUGCACGACACAGGUUUAUCCCAAGUCAUGGACUGCAAUUUUAGUGGCGCUGGACAACGUCGGAAUGUGGAACAUGAGGACUGAGCUAUGGGCACAACAAUACCUCGGACAGCAGUUCUACAUUCGGGUUUAUACGCCUGUCGUGUCUCCCAGAGACGAAUUACCGCUUCCAGACAAUGCUCUGCUUUGCGGGAGAGCUGCAGGAAAGAAAUUUUGAUAGCUCCAGGAUGAUCCGGGGCAUUGAAGUUCGAUUACCAUUCGGAUUCCUUUCCUUGUCGAAUAAAGAAAGCAUUCUUUGACUCUAUAGUUUCUUGAUGAUCCUUGUGUAUAGACAACAUAAAAAUGUGUCCAUCGAAUUUCUGAGUCACCAAUUCUGGCCAUAUGCAGAUGGAAUAUGCUCUCUUCUUGUUUACACCGUACAUAGUUUCGAAACAAAG